Messenger RNA from Cornus florida, 1556 nucleotides. RefSeq names its product chaperone protein dnaJ 10-like. The record is from RefSeq and is a predicted model, not a curated record. The transcript is spliced from 10 exons. Lineage: Eukaryota; Viridiplantae; Streptophyta; Magnoliopsida; Cornales; Cornaceae. Bases 184 to 1341 code for a protein of 385 amino acids.
AUUUGUUUAUUAGCAGUUGAUAACUGGAAAAGUUAAGUGAGUCUCGUGGGUGUGCUCUCAACAUGCCCACAAGUGUCUCUCCACACCCCCAUCUUUUUCUCUCUCUUCUUUUUCUUUUCUCUACACUUUCUCUCCCUCCAUUUGUAUACCCAUUAAAGAAUUCAGGGUUUCUCUGCCAGAAAAAUGGUGAAAGAAACAGAGUACUAUGAUGUUCUUGGCGUUACUCCUUCUGCUUCCGAGGAGGAGAUUCGCAAGGCUUAUUAUCUCAAGGCAAGGCAAGUUCAUCCUGAUAAAAAUCCAACUGACCAUCAGGCUGCAGAAAAAUUUCAGGUACUAGGUGAAGCUUAUCAGGUUUUGAGUGAUCCAGUGCAACGAGAAGUGUAUGAUAAAAAUGGAAAGUACUGCAUAUCGAGGGAAACAAUGCUUGACCCCACUGCUGUCUUCGCUCUUCUUUUCGGAAGUGAACUUUUUGAAGACUACAUAGGACAUCUAGCUGUGGCAGCAAUGGCUUCCUGUGAAGUAGCUGGUGAGAGUGACAACCCCGAAAAACUACAUGAUAGGUUAAAGGCUGUCCAGAAAGAAAGAGAAGAAAAGCUUGCUAGGACACUGAAAGAUUUUCUCCACCAAUAUGUUCAAGGUGACAGAGAAGGGUUCUUGCAUCAUGCAAAAUAUGAAGCAGAACGGCUAUCCCAUGCAGCUUUUGGCGUCAAUAUGUUACACACUAUUGGCUACAUAUAUGCAAGACAGGCAGCACAAGAGCUUGGAAAGAAAGCAAUUUAUCUUGGGGUGCCAUUUUUGGCAGAAUGGUUUCGCAAUAAGGGUCAUUUCUGGAAGUCACAGAUUACUGCAGCUAAAGGUGCUUUCCAGUUGCUUCAACUUCAAGAAGAUACACGUCGACAGUUUAAAAUGGAUGGCAGUGGCACAGAAAAUGAUUUUGAAUCCCAUUUAAGAUUAAACAAGGACACACUGAUGAACUCAUUAUGGAAAUUGAAUGUAGUGGAUAUUGAAGUCACUCUUUUACAUGUGUGCCAAAUGGUACUUCACGAGAUUAGUGUUAAGAAGGAAGAACUUAAAGCACGCGCCGUUGCUCUAAAAAUUCUAGGAAAAAUAUUUCAGAGAGAAAAGUAUAUACGAAGUGGUGGAACGUCAUCAAACAAAAAUAUUUCAUCCGACAUACAUGAAGAUGAGAGCAGUUCUGAUAGCAGUGAUGAAGAAGAUUCACCAAGAACACUUAAUUAUCGUACUCCUCUAAUCACACAGGGCAUUGGUAGGCUCUUCAGGUGCCUCUGUAAUCCAGCAUUUGAUGUGGAUGAUGAAGAGAUUGUGUACAAAAGCAAAUAAAAGCACAAAACCUGCAUUCAGAAUUGUUUUCAUUUGGUCUCUUUUGAGAUUUUGAUGCACAAAAGCAUCUUAUUGAAAUAAAAACCUGAUAUGAGAGAAAAAGAAGGCAAAAACUGUGAAUUUGUGUGUUUCUGGAAUGACCUGGUGUUACCAGCAUCUAUAUUUCAUGACAUAAUGACUGGUUAGUCUGCAUAGAUGAAUUGACGACAUAGAUU